Amaranthus tricolor (Joseph's coat) is the source of this 7137-nucleotide messenger RNA. Its product is annotated as pentatricopeptide repeat-containing protein At4g32450, mitochondrial-like. Gene Ontology annotation, biological process: RNA modification. The record is from RefSeq and is a predicted model, not a curated record. Bases 4118 to 6505 code for a protein of 795 amino acids. Gene Ontology annotation, molecular function: protein binding; RNA binding; zinc ion binding. Lineage: Eukaryota; Viridiplantae; Streptophyta; Magnoliopsida; Caryophyllales; Amaranthaceae. The transcript has 4 exons.
CUUGCCACAUUCAUUCACGCUUCACUUCCCUCUCUUCUCUGCUCUCUCACAUCCCUCUCCCUCACGGUUCAGCAGCAGCCCCAGCACCACCAGGCCACGCCUCCACCGUAGCCACCAGAAGCCACGGUAGCGCCUCCCUACCAGCAGCCAGCAGCCACCAACAGGCUGCGUUCGCCUCCUCACAGCAGCAGCAGCAGUGGCUGCGUUCUCCCCCCACCAACAGCAGCUAAGCUGCACCUUAAACAACCACCAACAGCUGCUGUGACGGCCAAUUGUGCAGUCUCCACCAUCACCACACCAACUACUUGCUCCUUCAUCUCUUCUCUUGUUCCCCCUUCAGGGCGAAAAUAGGGGUCGUUUGCGUGUUGGUGUUGUGCAUGGUUUGAGACUAUAGGUCUUAUAGCUGGCAUAGGUACUCAGGUAAGUAAACUACUCUGAAACCUAAAAGCUUCACCCAUCAAAAGAACUAGUUCAAGACCUCAAAUCAAGCUAUUUUCAUGGUUGUUUUGCAGGAACAGAAGUUCUGUAGAGCAUUAUAUUGCUGUGCACUGGAACAAACAAAUAUGGAGGAUACUUUGCCCCAAAAUGGUUGUUUUUAUGCAUUUAUAGUUGUGAACUCGUUUAAGGUCCUUUAUCAUUAGGCUAGUUCAUGGUCUUGAUAAAUAGACAAGCUCUCCAUAUUUCACCACUUACUCAUAUUUUGUCUAUUUUUAGGCUUCGUCAUAAUUAGUGCAUAUUGGGAAGAUUAGUGAAACACUUAGAAAAGUUUAUUACAAAUGAUAGAAGUAAUAUUAGACCAUAUGUCCAUAAUACAUAGAGGAAGGUGGUUUAGUAUUAUCUUACAAUUGUAAGCUGAUAGAAAUAAAUUUGCACCAAGGACAAUUUAAAGAAACAUCAGCAAAUGUUGUAGGAAGCAGGAGCACUUUCACACCUCAAACAGACGAAUUAUGAAAGUCCUAAACUCUGAAGAGCUUAGCUUUUAAAAAAUUCAAAUUUAUGCAAAUCCAAAAGUCAUUGCUCAUGAAAACAUAGAGAAAUUAAGUAAUUAAAUAUACAUAGAUAAUUAAAAUAACCUACCUCAUCUUCAAGCUUUUAAAGGUUCCUUGAUCUUAAAUUUAAUUCAUUGAGAUCAAUCCAGUCUCUAACUAUCACACCUCCACUUUCAGAAAUUCUAGAAUUAGAAUUUAAUCUUUCCACGAAGUCAAGUAUGUAUAAUUUUGUCCCUCAUCUCUCUCCUCCAUCCUUUCCUCUUAAUUUUCUUUCUCCUCUCAAAGUCCCCCUUUUUCUUGGAAAUCUUAUCUCUGUUUACAAUCAUUCCUCAACAAAAGUCUACAAUCUAUAUGAACAACAAAGGAACAACUAGUUACCUUGCCACCUUUGGCAGCCUUAACCACUUACACAGAAGACCACAUUCAAAAAUUUUAAUUGCAAGACAUUUUUUACGUAGCUACAUGGUACCUUUCCUAAAUUUAGAACAUUUCUCUUACAACAAAACUUUCUUUUGUUUUUGAAGCUCGCGAACAAGCCUUUACCAUUUCUUCAUACAUAGUAGGAGUCACAGUUGCAUGGUUAUUUUGCUCUUCUUUUGUCAUUCAGUCAAAAUCUUGUCCAGGUUGGUGUUGCACAUUGCAGCUAAACAAGACCUCAAGCUCUACUUAGAGCGUAAAUGAAGGUUAGAAACAUCUUUUGGUUUCAUCUCAAAAUCCCUCCUUCCACUCAAUGAAUAUGUAAGCCAUACUUUGCUUAGUUGUCUGAAUUUUUUAAUGAAAAACUCAAUAUAAUUGGGAGGAUUAAUCGAAAGCUCGAAAUCAAUAGGUCCAUCUCCCUUCACUAAAGAGUAAACACCGAAUUUACUUUUAACAGUUUGAUUAUUAUCAUCAGGGAAAAUAAAACUCUCUUCAUCUUCAUAAAUCCGUUGGGUAAAGUUUCCAACACCAAAGGUUUCAGACUUGUGCAAACAAAUGAUUCAAUAACAUGAUAGCUAUAAUUAUUCAGAGGUUUCCAUAAAGUUAUUGAAUCAUUUGUUUGCAUAAAGUUUCCAACACUAGAGGUUUCAGAAGUCUGAAUCAUUAUAGCUAUCAUGUUAUUGAAUCAUUUGUUUGCACAAGUCUGAAACCUCUGCUGUUGGAAACUUUACCCAACGGAUUUAUGAAGAUGAAGAGAGUUUUAUUCUCCCUGAUGAUAAUAAUCAAACUGUUAAAAGUAAAUUUGGUGUUUACUCUUUAGUGAAGGGAGAUGGACCUAUUGAUUUCGAGCUUUCGAUUAAUCCUCCCAAUUAUAUUGAGUUUUUCAUUAAAAAAUUUAGAUAACUAAGCAAAGUAGGGCUUACAUAUUCAUUGAGUGGAAGGAGGGAUUUUGAGAUGAAACCAAAAGAUGUUUCUAACCUUCAUUUACGCUCUAAGAAGAGCAUGAGGUCUUGUUUAGCUGCUUUGUGCAACACCAACCUGGACAAGAUUUUGACUGAAUGACAAAAGAAGAGCAAAAAUAACCAUGCAACUGUGACUCUUGCUGUGAAUGAAGAAAUGGUAAGGCUUGUUCGCGAGCUUAAAAAACAAAAGAAAGUUUUGUUGUAAGAGAAAUGUUCUAAAUUUAGGAAAAGGUACCAUGUAGCUACGUAAAUAAUGUCUUGCAAUUAAAAUUUUAGAAUGUGGUCUUCUGUGUAAGUGGUUAAAGGUGGCAAGGUAACUGGUUGUUUCUCUGUUGUUCAUAUAGAUUGUAGACUUUUGUUGAGGAAUGAUUGUAAACAGAGAUAAGAUUUCCAAGAAAAAGGGGGACUUUGAGUGGAGAAAGAAAAUUAAGAGGAAAGGACGGAGGAGAGAGAUGAGGGACAAAAUUAUACAUACUUGACUUCGUGGAAAGAUUAAAUUCUAAUUUUAGAAUUUCUGAAAAUGGAGGUGUGAUAGUUAGAGACUGGAUUGAUCUCAAUGAAUUAAAUUUAAGAUCAAGGAACCUUUAAAAGCUUGAAGAUGAGGUGGGUUAUUUUAAUUAUCUAUAUUUAAUUACUUAAUUUUUCUAUGUUUUCAUGAGCAAUGACUUUUGGAUUUGCAUAAAUUUGAAUUUUUUAAAAGCUGAGCUCUUCAGAUUUUAGGACUUUUGUAAUUUGCUGUUUGAGGUGUGAAAGUGCUCCUGCUUCCUACAGCAUUUGCUGAUGUUUCUUUAAAUUGUCCUUGGUGCAAAUUUAUUUCUAUCAGCUUACAAUUGUAAGAUAAUUCUAAACCACCUUCCUCUAUGUAUUAUGGACAUAUGGUCUAAUAUUACUUUUAUCAUUUGUAAUAAACUUUUCUAAGUGUUCCACUAAUCUUUCCAAUAUGCACUAAUUAUGACGAAGCCUAAAAAUAGACAAAAUAUGAGUAAGUGGCGAAAUAUGGAGAGCUUGUCUAUUUAUCAAGACCAUGAACUAGCCUAAUGAUAAAGGACCUUAAACGAGUUACCAGUUUAAUGAAAAAUGUCUCUUUCUAAGCUUGAGAUAAUUAAUCCAUAUUUGUUCACUUGGUGACGGGUUCACAACUAUAAUUGCAUAAAAACAACCAUUUUGGGGCAAAGUAUCCUCCAUAUUUGUUUGUUCCAGUGCACAGCAAUAUAAUGCUCUGCAGAACUUCUGUUCUUGCAAAACAACCAUGAAAAUAGCUUGAUCUGAGGUCUUGAACUAGUUCUUUUGAUGGGUGAAGCUUUUAGGUUUCAGAGUAGUUUACUUACCUGAGUACCUAUGCCAGCUAUAAGACCUAUAGUCUCAAACCAUGCACAACACCGACACGCAAACGACCCCUAUUUUGGCCCUGCUAAAUGUGCUGCCCAAAAGUAAAGAGAGCCUGUUAGUUGUUUGUUUGAUUGAUAACCACGAGAUUGUUAGUCUUUGUAACUCAAGGACAGUGCAUGAAAACUCAAAAAGAUAUGAAAUACUAGGUAUAAAUAUCCUAAUACUUCACAACUGUGUUUAUGAGCAGUAUAUCUUGUUACCUUCAUGGAUUUACUUAAAGAAGGGGCAAUAAAAGGACAAUAGAACACAAAACAUUCCAGUUAAUUAUUUUGUCGAACUGAACUUGUCUCAGCUCUCAAUUUUGUUUGUAACCGGAGAGAUUCUAGGAAAUUAGACGCGUAUAUCAGAGUGUACAUCCAGAUGAAUAGAUAUGGGCGACUCUUUUUCAAUUUUCAUAAGCGAUAUCGUGAUUUGAGUAUCAGAUGGCGUAAUAAUAAUGCACUUCGUCAAGGUAAAAGCAGAGAAGUGACCUUAUCACCCCAUAGUCUAUGUGCUCAACCAUAUUCGUGUGUAAGACUGUAUUCAAGUCUUGGAGUGAAUCUAAUCCCAGAAAAUGCCCAGGAUAUGCAUUCAGAUGGGGUAUAUGAUACUCCUCAAAAUAAUAAAUUUCUUAAACUCGGUGAAUGUAAUCCUUGGGACAGGCCAAAUUUUGGACAACACCAAUCUUCGCCAACAAAUCAGUAUGCUUCAACUUGGACUACUCCACAAAACCAUUCAACAGAUAAAAUUGAAGUGAAUCGACAAUAUGAUGGAUACUAUGAUGGAGGGAAAAUCCCAGCAGUUAAACAAAUUAGUGACCACCAGAAUGCGAGUAAUUGGUUGUGUCUAGAAGAUCCGAGUAGCGUUUAUGCGGGUAAUAGAGUUGCAUACCAUCCGGGUAGUUAUCAGCAGGCCCAUGUGUCAUCAAAUGGCAGUGCUCCUUUGCCAAAUUCCAAUGGAUAUUCUAAUAUUCGUGCUGGACAGUCUUCGCAGAACUUAAAUGGAACUUGGAAUCCUAAUGUGCCUGGUGGCUAUGCUGGACAGUCUCCGCAGAACUUAAAUGGAACUUGGAAUCCUAAUGUGCCUGGUGGCUAUGCUGGACAGUCUCCGCAGAACUUAAAUGGAACUUGGAAUCCAAAUGUGCCUGGUGGCUAUCAGCUAGACCAUGUCUCGGUAAAUGGCAGAGUUUCUAUGGCAAAUUCUAGUGGAUACCAUAAUGUUCAUGCUGAACCUUCUCAGCAGAACUCCAAUGGAACUCACAAUCCUAACGUGCCUGGUGGUUAUCGGACAGAUCUCGUGUCAGAACAUGGCAGUGUUCCUUUGGCAAAUUCUAGUGGAUAUUAUAAUGCUCAUCCUGGACUGUCUCAACACAACUUUAAUGGAACUCGGAAUCCUAACGUGACUGGAGGUUAUCAGCUAGACCAUGUGUCAGUAAACGGCAGUGGUCCUUCGGCAAAUUCUAGUGGAUAUCAUAAUGUUCAUGCUGCACAGCAGAACUUCAAUGAAGCUCACAAUCCUAACGUGCUUCCGCAAUCACAAGUAAGUCCUACUCCUUGGCAGUCAACUGAAAAUGGUGAAUUUGAUAAUGGUGCUGAUGAAAAACUUGAAGAGUUGGUUAAUUUUUGUAAAGAUUGGAAUCUGAUAAGUGCUGUAGAUACCAUGAGAGAUCUGAGCAAUAUGGGAGUUCGCAUAGGCAUACAACAUUACUUGAUUCUAAUGGACGCAUGUGGGAAAGCCAAAGCUUUAAAAGAAGCAAAAGAUGUUCAUCAGCAUCUUAUCAGUUUUGCCGCUCCUGUUCAAGUUAGCGUGUUUAACAAGAUAUUGGAGAUGUAUGGGAAAUGUGGUUCAAUGGAAGACGCCUUCAAAACAUUUGACAGUAUGCGUGAGCGUAAUAUGACAACUUGGGACACCAUGAUUACAUGGCUCUCCAAAAAUGGUCUUGGAGAAGAUGCUAUUGAUAUGUUCUCUAAAUUCAAGGAAGCCGGAUUAAAACCGGAUGGUCUGAUGUUCUUGGGUGUAUUCGAUGCUUGUGGAGUUCUUGGUGAUGUGACCGAGGGAUUGCUACAUUUUGACUCGAUGGUCAACAAAUACGGCAUUACUCCCACGAUGACGCACUAUGCUCGUAUAGUACACAUGUUUGGCAGUGCUUGUGAUCUAGAUGGAGCGUUAGAGUUCAUUGAGAAAAUGCCCGUUGAGCCAAGUAUAGAAGUCUGGGAAAGCCUAAUGAACAUUGCCCGUGUUCAAGGAAAUGUAGAAAUCGGGGACCGCUCAGCUCAAAUUGUGGAGCAGCUGGACCCCACUCGCUUGAACAAAGAUUUGAGGGAUGGGCUCUUACUGGUGGAUCCAGAUGCCCCGAAAAAGAAGGUGAAGAAGUAUAACCCUUUGGAACAUAUAUCACAUGAUUACCGUGCAGGCGACCAAUCGCAUCCAGAAAAGGACAAGAUUUAUGCAGUAUUGAGGGGAUUAAAAGAAAUAGUAAAAGAAGCUGGGUAUAUUCCAGAGACAAAAUUUGUUCUUCAUGACAUUGACCCGGAAGGAAAAGAGGAAACGAUUAUGGCGCAUAGUGAAAGACUUGCUGCCGCAUAUGCCCUAAUUACAUCCGGAGCACGCCAUCAAUUUCGGGUUAUAAAGAAUCUUCGUGUGUGCGGUGAUUGCCAUAAUUAUUUUAAAAUACUUUCAGAUAUUGUAGGCAGGGAGAUCAUUAUGCGAGAUGCCAAACGAUUUCACCAUUUUAAAGAUGGAAAAUGCUCGUGCAAUGACUACUGGUGAAAGUAAAAAUGUUUUGACUGCUCAAGCGUUCUUCACAAAGAAGAUAUAUACGAGCGAUGGACAUUGUGAACCGAUUAGUGGAAGAAAAGCCGUUGGUAGUAUUCAGCAAGAGUUCAUGCUGCAUGAGCCAUUCGAUCAUACAACUUGUAAAAAGUUUUCGAGCAAACGCAACAGUGUAUCAACUGGAUGGCAUGUCCAAUGGGAAAGAAGUAGGUAAAGCGCUCCAACGGCUGGGGCUUCGGUCUACUGUUAUUCCCGCUGUUUUCGUAGGCUAAAAGUUAGUCGGAGACGCUGAAGAGAUGAUUAGCCUUCAGGUACAAGGCCGACUCAUACCGAUGCUGAAAGAAGCAGGAUUUGGGUCUAAUUAACCUCUCCCUGUUAUUUUCAGAUUUCAUUGCUAAUCUCUUAUGCCAUCUUUUCUUUUCUUUUCUUUUUAGUUUGACACAAAUUUUUAUAUGAGACGUUCUCACUGUAAGAUGCAUUCCAUAUAUAAGUCAAAUAGCCCGACUAAUACAAAUUAUUUGCAUAUGGGCUUUUUUGUUUUGAGCUCGUCUCACCGAAAAACGGUUUGUCAAGAGUAGCUCUUAGUUUGAUGGAUGGUUUUUGGCAUAAAAGCUCCAAAAUUUUUUUAA